GAAGAUAAGUAGAGCACACUUUGUUGGAUUUUGGAACUAAGACGAAUGUUUUUGACCACCAUGCCUAAAUUUCUAAGGAUAAGUUUGCUUUUGCAAAUUUUUUUCUCCAUUUUGUUAUUUUGUUACUUUGUAUAUGGAUUUGAAUCAGUUUGUACGCAAAAUAGAGAUUCGACUUUACAAGAUAACAAUAUAAAUCAACUUCGAAUUGGACUACAAGUGACUAAUAAUCCCAUUCACCAAGUGAUGACAAGGAUAUUAUAUUUUUUUUUGAUUAAUAAUCUUAACUAUAAAAAUGUUUAUAUAAUUCCAAUAAAAAGUACGUUUAAUGAAUGGAAAAUAUUAGAAAGCAUAAGUCAACAUGCUACAAAACCAACAGUCAGUAUAAUUAAUAUGUAUGUAAAGAUGAAUUAUUCUGACAAAUUACCCGAGAAUGUAUCCUAUGCUGGACACUCAAUUAGGCCUGGGCACUAUGGCUGGAUCGUUCCAUUUCCGGAUAUACGGCUCUUCCAUCAAACACAACAAAGCUUACGUUUUAAUAUUUUUAACAAUAUAAGUAAUACCUAUUAUGAUCAAUACGUAAUUGAUGAACAACAUAUUAGAGAACUGACCAAUAUUACAAGUGUUGUGCAAUUUAAAAAUCCGAAAUGCGUCGAAAGCAAGUGUGUCACAAUUUUAGCAGAAUUUGAAAAUGACACAAGCUUUAUAAAAAAUGAAUUAAUAGAAAUGGGACUUUAUGUAAAUGUUAUAUGGUUAGGAAAUAACUUUAAAAAAAAAGUAAGAAGUUUGAUCAAAGAGUACGCAAAAAAAUACCCACUUGGCCACAAAAGAAUUAUUAUUUUACACUGGCUCCCAUCCGAAAUGUUCCAUGACGCAACAAAUUUCGCAGAAAUAAUAAUACCCAAAUGCAAAUUUAUACAGUCAUUAAAUAAAUCAGGUUGUAAAUAUGAGUAUACUUCUUUUUUAAAAUAUUAUUCAAAGAAUUUGGAAUCAGACCUUCAAAUAAAACACGCACUAAAUCAUUUUUAUUUGCGCGAUGAAGACAUCGAAAACAUCUGGAAAGACCUUGAAAGCCAUAAACAGAACUUAACUUAUGAUUUGUUCAACAUUGUGGCUUGCCAUUGGCUUUUAAAUAAUACUUAUUAUUUAAAAAAAUGGGAAAAGAGUGAACCGCCUAUUAAAAAUAUUUUUAUUGGUGGUAUAUUUCCAUUAAAUGUAUCAAAAAGUGGAUACGAAAACCUUUUUAACGUUUCAAGACUUGCAGCAAUGGCUAUUAAUAACAAUCAAUCAAUACUACCAGGAUACAAUUUGAAAAUCUUAGCUAGCAAUGGUCAAUGCCAAGCGAAUAUGGUUCUUAAGUCAUUCAUUCACUAUUAUACAAGACCAAAUUUGUUGGGUAUUUUAGGGCCAGCGUGUAGUGAAACAGUAGAACCCAUAGUUGGCAUUGGAAAGCAUAUGAACAUGAUUGUUAUGUCCUAUUCCGCUGAAAGUGUGGAUUUGGUUAAUAGUAAAACUUAUCCAUACUUCUUUCGUACAAUAGGAUCCCAUUUGAUUUUCAUAGGUGCAUAUCUUGAUAUCAUGAAAGUCUUGGAUUGGAGUAAAGUAAGUUUUUUAUAUGAAACAGAAUCAGUUGAAUAUAUAUCGACAUUAGAAGAAAAUUUAAAGCAACGAAAUUUUACUUUGACUAUAAAUAUUAAAAUUGACACCAAUUGCAACCCCACCCAUAUUAAAGAGAACCUUCAAAGAUUAAAUCAAGCUCGAUCUAAGAUUAUAAUUGCAAACUUAUAUUAUCCAACUGCUGCCAAAACAAUAUGUGAAGCAUUAAAAUUAAAAAUGACUCAACAGUACGGUUAUAUUUGGUUUCUUCCCCAUGAACUCUUAAAAGACUUUUAUGGUUGGCAAAUAACUGUUAACGAUAGCUGUAGUGCGCAAGAUUUCCACGAGGCAGUAAAUGGUCAUUUUAGUAUAAUGCACACACCAUUUUUUAAUUAUUCGGCACGUAUGCAAGAAGGCCGGACAAUAAAAGAUUGGAAAGAAUCAUAUAGAACUCAAUAUGGAUCCGAACCGUCUUCUUAUUCUGGCUUUACAUAUGAUGCAGUUUGGACAUACGCCUUAGCCGCUCAUAAGUUACUGCUUGAAGACAAAAAUGCUUUUAACAAUUUAAGAACAGCAAAAGUUAUAAAUAAGUUUAGUGAAAUUAUUUGGGAAACAAGAUUUAAUGGCUUAUCUGGGAACGUAUAUUUUACACGGGGGGUACCUGGUGGGUCACGUGCUCUUAGCUUGGAUUUAUUGCAGUGGCGAAAUACUAGUUUCCACCGAAUUGGAACAUAUGAGUCUCCUACGAAACUUGUUAAGCCUGGGAUUCGUAUUAGUGAAGGAAAUUUAUUCUUGAAUAUGACAUCUAUAUAUUGGCCAACAGGUCGAGUUCCCGAAGAUGGUAGAUUUGACUGCCGAUUUUCAAUACUGGCUAGAUUAUUUAAUUCUAGUUGUGAUACGUCCCUAAUAAUUGUCACAAUUUCAUUUUGUAUAUUUUCUGUAUCAUCUAUAUCGUUUAUUUUUUUUUUCUUUUUUAAACACUUUUAUAAACGUAAACUAAAGCGUUCGGCUCAGAUAAUGAAAUUGUUUGGUAUCGACAUUCUUUCUCCGACAUUGAGUGAAAAAAAUACCUUAGAUAAAUGGGAAAUAGCCAAAGAGAAUGUGGUAAUAAACCGACGAUUAGGAGAAGGAGCAUUUGGUAUGGUGUACGGAGGGGAAGCAAAAUUUUCUGAAAAUAAGUGGAUCGCUGUGGCAGUAAAGACAUUAAAAUCUGGGCAAUCUACCGAAGAUCGCAUCGACUUUUUGACAGAAGCGGAAGCUAUGAAAAAAUUUGAUCAUAAUAAUAUAAUAAAAUUAUUAGGGGUUUGUUUGCAAAGUGAACCAAUAUAUACAGUGAUGGAGUUUAUGUUACAUGGUGAUUUAAAAACAUUUCUUUUGGCUCGAAGAAACUUGGUUAGAGAAAAUAUUUCUGAUGAAAGUGAUAUUUCACCCAAGCGCCUUACACUUUACGCAAUUGAUAUUGCCAACGGUUUGGCAUAUUUAGCUAAGAGAAAGUACGUUCAUAGAGACAUCGCAUGUCGAAACUGUUUGGUAAAUUUUGAUAGGGUCGUAAAAAUUUCAGAUUUUGGCAUGGCUCGACCAACUUUUGAAAGUGAUUAUUAUAGAUAUAACCGCAAGGGUAUGAGAAAACUUUUCCCAGUUCGCUGGAUGCCACCAGAAACAUUAUCUUUGGGUUUAUUCACUACAGCUUCGGAUAUUUGGUCGUACGGAGUAGUUCUAUAUGAAUUAAUAUCUUUUGGGGCUUACCCCUACCAAGGACUGACAAAUAAUCAGGUUCUUGAUUAUGUUAAAAGUGGAAAUACAAUAAAUAUACCUUCUAAAGCUAAGCCCCAGCUGGAAAGACUUAUUCAGGCAUGUUGGAGUCAAGAUGCGGCUUAUCGACCUUCUGCUUUAGAAAUCAUUGAAUAUAUUUCAAAGUAUCCUCGACUUUUAAAUGCUUGCCUUGAUAUUCCACCAAAGUCAAUUAAUAUGAAAGGCAACAAGACGUACGAUUUAAAAGUCUUAGAUAAAAUUAUCCAGUCUUCGGAAGAUAUGGAGGUUCUUUCGAAUAGUUCUUUACCAUUUAGAUCCAUACAAACUACUCUAGAUGGUUAUAGUAUAAUGACUCCACUCCUAACACAUCAAUAAAUGAACAAAAUAACUGUAGGGUCAUAAUUAAAUUUUAAAACAUUUAAAAAACAUAAAAAUUUUAUACUCUUGUACUUGUGUAAGUAUAAUAUACAUUGUUGUAAAAUCACUCAUUAUUAAAAGAAAAUUGUAUUCAUUCAUAAUUUUUUCC
Drosophila bipectinata is the source of this 3871-nucleotide messenger RNA. RefSeq names its product putative molluscan insulin-related peptide(s) receptor. Gene Ontology annotation, biological process: protein phosphorylation; positive regulation of kinase activity; cell surface receptor protein tyrosine kinase signaling pathway. The record is from RefSeq and is a predicted model, not a curated record. Gene Ontology annotation, cellular component: signaling receptor complex; plasma membrane. Lineage: Eukaryota; Metazoa; Arthropoda; Insecta; Diptera; Drosophilidae. Gene Ontology annotation, molecular function: ATP binding; transmembrane receptor protein tyrosine kinase activity.